GACCAAGCGAGAUCGGAUGGGCUGUUUUUUGCGGGUGGCGGUUACCAGAUUUCACCCGUGACUGAGAAGUAAGACGUCGACGUCAUCAAAAUGUUCAAGGUGCAGUGCGAUAAAUAUGAAGUUUGUUAGCAAAUCUGAAUCGCUGGUAUCCUGCAUCCAAUUUCCCCCCACUCUGAAAACUAUUAUGGCUUCAAAGCUUGGUUUGCAGCUCGCUCAAAGAUCUUUGGCUGCUUCUGCACCAAAGAGUCUUGCACGUCAAACUUUGUCACUCCAAAACAGACAAAUGUCAACUGAUGUUACAAAGCAAAAUGAUGCUAAGGAUGUCGCCAUCGGUCAACCUAGCAACGGCGCAGAAUACAUCCUUUCAAAUGUCGACAAGGUCGUCGCUUGGGCUCGUCAGGGUUCAAUGUGGCCUAUGACCUUCGGUUUGGCCUGCUGUGCCGUAGAAAUGAUGCACAUCGCCGCUGCUCGAUACGAUCAGGAUCGUUUGGGUAUUGUUUUCCGUGCCUCUCCUCGACAGUCCGAUGUCAUGAUUGUCGCUGGUACCCUUACCAACAAGAUGGCCCCUGCCUUGAGAAAGGUUUACGAUCAGAUGCCUGAACCCCGUUGGGUUAUCUCUAUGGGAAGUUGCGCAAACGGUGGUGGUUACUACCAUUACUCUUAUAGUGUUGUUAGAGGUUGUGACCGAAUUGUUCCUGUCGAUAUUUACGUCCCAGGAUGCCCCCCAACCGCUGAGGCCUUGUUGUACGGUGUUUUGCAAUUGCAAAAGAAGAUGAGAAGAACCAAGAUUACUCAACUUUGGUACAGAAAGUAGAAAUAGUGUUUGACACAUAGUAUUUUAAAUUGUUACAAAAAAAUCCGCAACUUGCUGUUUUAUACUCCCCACUUA
Messenger RNA from Umbelopsis ramanniana AG, 889 nucleotides. RefSeq lists its product as uncharacterized. The transcript has 5 exons. Bases 116 to 814 code for a protein of 232 amino acids. Gene Ontology annotation, biological process: electron transport coupled proton transport; aerobic respiration; mitochondrial respiratory chain complex I assembly. Gene Ontology annotation, molecular function: 4 iron, 4 sulfur cluster binding; NADH dehydrogenase (ubiquinone) activity; quinone binding. Lineage: Eukaryota; Fungi; Mucoromycota; Umbelopsidomycetes; Umbelopsidales; Umbelopsidaceae. The record is from RefSeq and is a predicted model, not a curated record.